Brassica napus (rape) is the source of this 1674-nucleotide messenger RNA. Its product is annotated as wax ester synthase/diacylglycerol acyltransferase 3. Gene Ontology annotation, biological process: triglyceride biosynthetic process. NCBI's taxonomy places the organism in Eukaryota, Viridiplantae, Streptophyta, Magnoliopsida, Brassicales, Brassicaceae. The record is from RefSeq and is a predicted model, not a curated record. Gene Ontology annotation, cellular component: plasma membrane. Gene Ontology annotation, molecular function: diacylglycerol O-acyltransferase activity; long-chain-alcohol O-fatty-acyltransferase activity.
UAUUGCAUCAACAUGUUCUAGUGAUGUUUAUAUUUUUGAUAUGAAUCCAACCUUAUAAGAAAUUUUAGACAUUAUGAUUAUUUUAAGUAUAUAUGUUUUCAAAUGCAUCAUUGUUUUACUGUAUAUAUAACAGUUUUAUAACAGUUUUAUGACAAAAAAACUAUAUAUAACAGUUUUAUAACAUUAUGAUUACUUGUACGUGUAUGUUUUCAAAUGCUUCAUAAUUUACAUUAUAUAUGACAAAUAUCUUUUAUCAAACAUUCUCGUUAAUAUAACAUGUAUAAUCAAUCAUCCAUUCGAUCAUAAAUAAAAUGUUUCAGGUGAUGGAUGAUAAGAAAAAUGGAAAAGCGGUUUGGGUUCCUGUUAGUACUCGAGUAGAAGAUGAUGUUGUUGUUCCCGACCUUGAUUAUUCCAACAUUGAGAAUCCUGAUGAAUUUAUAGAAGACUAUACGUCACAUCUGGCUAAUAACCCAAUGGACGUGUCCAGACCUUUAUGGGAAUUUCAUGUUCUGAAUAUAAAGACAUCAAAUGCAGAAUCUUUUGGUAUAGGGAAGUUCCAUCAUUCACUGGGCGAUGGCAUGUCGCUUAUGUCUCUUCUGUAUGCUAGCUCACGAAAAACAUCAGACCCAGCUUUUCCUACUACUGCGACUACAAGAAAACAUGUUGAAUCCAAGAAUCUUUGGUGGUUGGUUGCCAGAUUUUGGUUUAUAAUAAUGAAUUUUACAACUUUUGUUGAAAUGUGCAAGUUUAUCCUAACACUAUGUUAUUUGAGGGAUACUAAAACUCUUCUUGUUGGUAAAUUCGGAAAUAAAGUUCAGUCUAGAAAGGUUAUCCAUCGGAUAAUAAGCCUUGAUGAUGUCAAGUUCGUGAAGAACACAAUGAAUGUGGUAGAUAUAUAAGUAUUUACAAUUAUCAUUUUUAAUAUUUGUUGCUUGUUUCGUUUUCUUAUAUUAGUAACUUCAGAAUUUGUCUUUCCUGUAGAAGGUGAAUGAUGUUUUUCUUGGAAUGACACAGGCAGGUCUCUCAAAAUAUUUGAGUAAAAAAUAUGGUAAGUUUAUAUUCCAUAAAUAUGCAUUUACAUUAUCAAUAUCUUCUUUUCAUGCAGAAAACUACAAUAUUAUAGGAAUAGGAAUACUUCAUUAACAUUUAGUUACAUAUUUAAAAGACGAUGAAAAUCCAGUGGCCGUGAAUAAAAAACAAAUAUUAAACAAACCCCGUCUUCGUGGUACAAUAGCUGUAAAUCUAAGACCAGCUAUAAAAAUCGAGGUAACCCAAUAUAACUAUUAUCUUUCUUUCUUUUUUGAGGAAAUAUAACUAUUAUCUUACAAAACAAUAAUUUAAAAAAUUAGAAUGCAAGAAUUUGAUUAAACAUGAAACUGUAGGAUAUUGCUGAUAUGAUGACAAAAGGAUGAAAAUGUAGAUGGAGAAACUUAAUAGGUCUUGUUGUAUUUCCUUUAUGGAUAAGAUGUGAGGACGAUCCCUUGAAAUACGUUAGGAGAGCCAAAACUACUAUGGAUAAGAAAAAAAAUCUCCAUGGAACCACUUAUAUCAUAUGACAUCGUCAAAAUAAUCAUGAAAAUAUUUGGGGAAAGGUAAAAUAUAAAACUAAUAUUAACUUCUUUUUUUUUUUGAAAAAAGGGCUAAAACUAAUAUUAACUUUCCAUCCAUAUGUUU